AGCAACGGAGAGAGAAGACCCGGUAGAGCGCGAGAAGGGAGAGAGAGAGAGGGGGAGAGCGAGAGAGAGAUUGAGAGGGAGAGAGAGAGAGAGAGUGAACGAAAGGAGAGAGAGAGCGACGACCGUCAGGGUCCGGGUGCCUGAGGGACGGACGACACGGAGAGGGCGAGGACUGACUGAGCGUGCGAUCGUCCGACCAACUCAACGACUGACGGACAGACAGACAGAUUGAAUGAAGCUGCACCUGGUGCUUCUGAGGGCCUUUCCCAUGUUUUGAUUUCCUCCAUUUUUUUUCAAACUUUCUAAACUUGGUUUUACCGAGCCGCUCCUCGCCAUGCCGUCCAACAGUCCUGCUGCCGCCGAACCGGCCCAGACGCCAGAGAAGGAAGCCUCCAAUGAUGUGAAUGAAGACGGAGCAGACCAGGACAGUCCAGAGGAGGGGACGCCAGCAAGUCCCCGCAACAAGCGCAGAGUGGGCCGUCCCGGCAGGAAACGCAAACAGCUGCUUCCUGAGAUGGCAACCUCUGACCCCUGUGCUAACGCCCCCCCAACGCCGCCCGAGGAGCCGGAGCCCUCCCCUCGCAAGAAGCGCGGGCGUCGGAAACUGGAGCAUACCGAGAAGAAUAAGGACGAGCCAGAUGACAGAAACUGCGACUCCCCCAGAGUGGGUGAGACUGGGAGGCUGCGGAGGAGGCCAGUUCCCAGAGUGACUUUCCAGGCUGGAGAUCCGUACUACAUCAGCAGGAGACAGAAAGAAGAAUGGCUCAGAAACUGGAAGAUGGAGGCAGAGAGACGGGCGUACCGAGAAGCCGAGAUGAGCAUGAUGGACGACCUAUCAGAGGCCGACUUCCAAAAAGAGGAGGAACCAGCCAGCCCGGCCCCUCCCCCUCCCCCUCCCCCUCCCCCUUCACAACAACAAACAGACCCUGCCUCGCCGACGGUCGCCGUAACGCCGGAGCCGGUUGCCAGGGGUGACCAGGCCACGCCCAAAGAGAUGGAGUACCAGGAUGGCAGGGGCUUUGUCAUCGGCACGCUGGUGUUCGGGAAACUGCGUGGUUUCUCCUGGUGGCCCGGCAGGAUCGUAUCCUGGUGGAUGAGCGGCCGGAGUCGAGCUGCCGAUGGGACUCGCUGGGUCAUGUGGUUCGGAGACGGCAAGUUCUCCGUGGUUUGUGUGGAGAAGCUGAUGCCUCUGAGCUCUUUCUCAUCCGCCUUCCACCAGCCCACUUACAACAAACAGUCCAUGUACCGGAAAGCCAUCUUCGAGGCUCUGCAGGUGGCGAGUGUUCGGGCAGGGAGGCCCACUCCUUCCUGUGAUACCAGCGAUGACGCGGAGGGAGUCGAACCUCAGACCAGAGAGAUGAUAGAGUGGGCCAUGACCGGCUUCUUACCCAAAGGCCCACAAUCAUUGGACCCCCGAGAGGGUGCACACACAGAGGAGCAAAAUUAUAAAGAAAUGUACCCAGAGAUGUGGACAGAACCUGAGGCAGCGUACACGCCUCCGCCUGCCAAGAAACCACGCAAGAACACAGCCGAGAAGGCAAAGAUCAGAGAGGUGAUCGACGAAGGGACCAGAGAGAGACUCAUACAAGAGAUUAAAAAGAAGACCAGGAACAUAGAAGAUAUCUGUAUCUCCUGUGGAAGCCUCAACGUCUCUCUGGAGCAUCCUCUCUUCGUAGGAGCAAUGUGCCAGGGCUGCAAAAACUCCUUCCUGGAGUGUGCCUACCAGUAUGACGACGACGGCUACCAGUCCUACUGCACCAUCUGCUGUGGAGGCAGGGAAGUUCUCAUGUGUGGCAACAACAACUGCUGUAGGUGUUUCUGUGUGGAGUGUGUGGAUCUGAUGGUAGGAACCGGCUCAGCGACUGCAGCCAUCAAAGAAGACCCCUGGAACUGUUACAUGUGCGGCCCUCGAAACAUCCACGGGUUACUGCGGCGACGGGACGACUGGCCCUGCCGACUACAGCACUUCUUCGCCAACAACCACGAACAGGAAUUCGAGCCAGCCAAGUUGUAUGCUCCAGUUGCGGCAGAAAAAAGACAACCAAUCAGAGUCCUAUCCCUGUUUGACGGCAUUGCAACAGGUCUGUUGGUGCUGAAGGAUUUGGGCAUCCAGGUCGACAAAUAUGUGGCGUCCGAGGUGUGUGAAGACUCCAUCACUGUCGGCAUGGUCCGACACCAGGGACGCAUCAUGUACGUGGGCGAUAUACGCAACGUAACCCACAAACAUAUCGAGGAGUGGGGACCAUUUGACCUGGUCAUAGGAGGAAGCCCCUGCAAUGACCUCUCCAUAGUCAACCCUGCACGGAAAGGCCUUUACGAGGGAACGGGCCGGUUGUUUUUCGAGUUUUACCGUCUCCUACACGAGGCCCGACCAAAACCAGGCGACGGGAGGCCGUUCUUCUGGCUGUUUGAGAACGUGGUCGCCAUGGGAGUCAGCGACAAACGGGACAUCUCACGCUUUUUAGAGUGUAACCCAGUGAUGAUCGAUGCCAAGGAAGUCUCCGCUGCCCACCGCGCUCGAUAUUUCUGGGGAAACCUGCCAGGCAUGUCCAGACCUCUGGCCCCCAUGACGAAUGACAAGCUGGACCUACAGGAGUGCCUGGAGCACGGGCGCACAGCUAAGUUUGAGAAGUUGCGUACGAUAACGACACGCUCCAACUCUGUGAAGCAGGGGAAAGAUGAACAUUUCCCCGUCUACAUGGACAACAAGGAGGACAUCCUCUGGUGUACCGAGAUGGAAAGGGUGUUUGGUUUCCCCGUCCACUACACCGACGUGUCCAACAUGAGUCGUCUGGCCAGGCAAAGGCUCCUGGGACGUUCCUGGAGCGUCCCCGUCAUCAGGCACCUCUUCGCCCCGCUCAAGGAGUACUUCGCCUGCAACUAGUCACACACCAACUCUCUCUCUCUCACACGCGCACGCACACACACACACACACACACACACACACACGCAUUCACACAUAAAGAGUAUGUAAUAACAGACAGAUACACACACACACACACACACACACACACACACACACACACACACACACACAGUGUACAGCUCGUACAUGAAGGUUGGCUGACUCAGAAUGACACAUGUGACCGGACAGUCAUACAUACACCUAAAUAUACACACAUAAACCUACAUAUACACACAUAUUGUAAAGGACUGCUUCCCUAGAUCCCACCUAGACCAUUGGCUAACCGUAGUCUCCCUGGUGCUACCUUGCUGAUAUCCACACACACAUUCACACUCACACACAUACAUUUGGUGCAGGGUCACUGUACUGUAUAACCCUCACACAAAAACUUCCUGUCCGACCUUGAAACUGAUGUCUUCUGGCUUUACUGUGUCCUAGUAGCUGGAGUUCAAAACCUCCAGGGGGCGCAAAACUGAAAAAGGGCGCCCCUGAUUUUUUUUUCCCGUUUUGAAUAUCUGUCAGAAUUACACCAACAACACCAAUGAAUCCCUUCUAAACCAUAACACUUAAUUCUGGAUUCAUACAUAGUUCCAGUACUACUUGUGUGUUACAGUGCAAUGAACACAAAUAUACAAACACGUAUACACAUGCACACACACGCACACACACACACCAGUUAAAGCUCGUGGUGCUGGUCAGAUAGUGAUAAGAGUCCAAAUGGUGCCACUUUAAUACAACACUUUUACAGUUUUUGGUGCUCUUUGAGGCUGAACCGUCUCUGGUUGUUUCAGUCGCUGCGGUUUUGUGUCCCUAACUUGAGUUUAACCAAACGCAUGAAAAGCAGACGCGGAGGCAACACCAGCCGAGAAAGGCGGCAAAAGUUGACGCUUCGACGUGCCACUUAAGUGGAGUACGAAUUUUUUAAACUUAUAAUGUUGGGCAGAGCGUGCUGGAGGAGGCCUAUUAAAGAAAAGAAAAAAAACUCAGUUCAGAUGGGAUUAUCUUUACUGGAUCGACUGCAACUAAAGCAGAUUCUUGUGUUUCUUGGAGGAGGCGCUCUGGAGGUGCAAAUAAUCUCAGUAGCGGAGUUUAACUUCCCCUGUUCACCUGUGUUCAUGUCUGUUACCUAGUAAAGCUACGUAUGGAUGUGCAUGUGCCUUUCUGAAAAGACUUUUUUGAGUAAAAUCAGAGCCAAGAUCAUAAUGUUCAGUUUAGUUGUGUUUCUUCAGCAUCCUUCAGUGGGCAGAGAAACCAGUAACGUAGAUAACAAGGCGACGCUUACAUCGUGGGUCAGUGUUAGAAAUCACUGGGUUAGAAUGAUUGUAAAAAUGUUAAAUGUAGAUGAAAGUAUGUCGCCAUUCACAUAUAGAAUAAAUGCAUACAUUCAAGUCAUCAGUUUGUUGGUGCUCUUUCUGUGAUUUUGGAGCAUGUUCUUUAGCAGCGAUUGUAUUUUAAAGUGAGCUUGAACUUGGAUAAAUUAUAUGUGAUAUAAUCUGUCAUGUAGCAUUUUAAUCAUGGAUUUAGUUCCUCAUGUUUUUUGCUGGUAUACUAUACUUACUCUAACAUCUGUAAUAAUGCUGUAACUAUUAGACUGUGAUGGUGUUUCAUCUUAAUAAUCAUUUCACCUGCCUGACUACUACUUAGGCUUCAAGACUGACAUUGGAUGUUUAUAUCUGCAUCUAAAUCAGAUCAGUGUGUGCUAAAAUUUGUUCCACAUCAUUUUAACAUACAGUAGCUUGAGACUUCAGUCAUGAAAUCGAGUUCCUGAACGGUGCUUAGACACAGUCUGUAUGGAGUUACUGUGAAAUGAUGACGUAAAGGUUUUCUCUCUGUUUAUCUUCGGCACGGCUCAGUUGUUUUUUUACCCAUCGUGACCGCUGCUUUCAUUGUCUGAAGCCUUGUCGUGUAAGUAAUAUGAACCUCCAGGAUCAUGAAUGUCAGCCAACGUCAUCAGUUUUAUUUACUGUAGAUUUUAAUGGAUUGAACAUUAUUUUUAUAUCUUCUGACAUCACGCUGCGUCAAGUCCGCUCUCUGUAUUCUGUGUGAAAAUCUCAGUUCUCUCUUCAUGUCCAUUUCUGGAUUCGUUUUAAAAAGCAGACGUGUUAUCAAACUACUUUGUAGGGAAAAUGUGACGGUUUCUGUCCCCUUUAAAGUAUACUAAAACGGUCAAUCAUCAGCUUUAACACCUCCAGCGAGAUUAUUCCUGCCUCCACAGCAGCACUGCCUCCGAGAAAACAAACUAAAACAUCAAUUCACUCUUUAGGAGUUCAGUGUGUGACUUCAACAGCAUUUAAUGUAAAAGGGAGUCAUUUCAAACCUUCCAAUUAUAUAUAUAGUACAGCCUCUCUUGUGCCUCGGCUCAUACAUUGCCCUUUUUUUCGGUCUGGUGAAAAAAUGACAGUCCGUCAGCCCUUACAGUUUCGGCUCCUGUUUUGCCUCACAGGGAUCCAAAAUGUCCUCAACUUACAGCAGCGACGUCCACUGGAACCAGAGGCAGGCCUGUACUCUGUUGACACUAUGCUGGUUUUCUACUUCCUAUGACUGAAAGAGAUAGCCCUGUAUAAAUAACAGACUCUUCCUUAUCUCAGAGGAAGGCCUGUCUUGGGUAUCUUAUUUCUGCCUUUUUUUUGCCCAACGCAUGCUGGGAUUAACUCAGCCUCUCCACAACCUUUAAUAAGCAUAGGCAGGUGAAGAAGAUUUGAUUGUUAUCAAUUGUGGCAGAUAUGUAAUAAAUAAAAAUGUUUCCAAGACUAUCAUACAUUGAGGCACGAUGUGUAAAUGUCCUUGUAUACUGAUUUAUGAUUUAUUUAAACAGGGCUGUCUAUGGAAAAAAAAAAUCUUUCAGUCUGGUGCUUUUGGUCUUCAGACGACCAUAUUUUCCAGGAAGCCUUCCGAUCCUCUGACCUUCCUCAUAUACCAGCUAACAACUGGACAUGCAGUCUAUACUGACACACACACACACACGCAUAUGCACAUGCACAAACAUUCAAACAAACCAACAGUAAACCAGCAGGUUUUUUUCCAUCCUGUUUACUCUCUGUUUCUACAACCGACCUUCAGGUGCUUUUUAAACUCUGCUCUUUUUUACAGUGCUCUUUGCAGGUUACACACACACACACACACACAAACACACACACACACACACACGCACAUUUGCUGGAAAACCACACACACUCAUAUCCGCUCAACAUGGUGCCGACGUUCUUGCUUGUCUAAACUCCUUCUUCGCAACCAAACACACAUUGUUCAUAUACACACACACACACACAUGCAUCACACACACUGUGUUUUUUGCCGGCCGCCUGCCGCCAUCAGGCUUUUCCACGGCGCCGCUGGGCGUUACAUCGUUACCCUACGGUGCUUGGUGCUCCCAAAAAAACCCAACCCAUCCCCACCCCAUACCCAAACUCCCCUACCACUCCCCACUCCCUACUCCACCCCCAGGUGCUGCAUGUCAGUCAGUCAGUGUAAUCUCUGAUUUCAUGUUAGAUUAGGGAGUAAUGAUAAUAAUAAUAAUGGUAAUAAUAAUUACAAUAAUAAUCUGUUAUCGUGUGUGUGUACUGUUCCAGGUUGGUGCUCAGUUCAGUUCAGUCUCAGCCUAGAGGAGAGAGAGAGAGGCUAGAGAAAGCAUAUAUUACAGUUAGUAUAGUGAAUUGUUCUAUUGUACCCAAGGAUGCCAGAAAGAGAUAGUUGAACCAGCGAGGUACAGGACACUCUCAAAUUAGAGGGGAGCUGAAAUAACACCUGCUGCCAUGUUGAAAUAGCUGAAGCAAAAUCCAAAGUUUGAGUUUGGUCAUCACCUCCUAAAAAGCAGUAACAUAAAUCUGGAGUUUGGCAAAAAAUAAUCAACGAGAUAGAGAAGAAAAAGAACAAAAAGUCUGCUACACAAAGGAAAAUUGGCCAUCUAGAUGACGACUUUGGUCCAGACUAAAGUAUCUACGUGCCAUGAAAUGUGUUAUUAAUAUUGGAUGGUUGACCUUGAAAUAUGGUACAAACAUGCAUGUCCCCAUCAGGAAGAGUUACAAUUACAUUAGUGAUACCUUCAUUUUUCACCUAUCACCAUCAUCAUCAAUUCUUUGGUUUCUGACUAAAGGACAUUCCCAUCAGCCUCAGCUGUGCUUUUUAUAAUGAGCAAAUGUUAAUAUGUUAUUAACACACUAAACUAAGAAGAUGUAUAUGGUCAACCUUAUACUCACAGAGCUGCAUGUGUAGACUCUUGUGAAAUAUUGGAUAUUUUUAGACCUCUAAAAAUAUUAUAACAAUCUGUGUUUUGUAUGAUUUGAUUUGUACAAGUUAAACCUUUAACUGACAAAGACAUACAAAUAAUAAAACGUCAGAGCUGAAUCAGGGAGAAAAAGCCUUACUGAUGACCUCUCUGUUAAAAACAUGUGUUAUGAUGUAAAACAACAAUUCAACUGAUGAUAUCCGUUGAAUUUAAAGUAGAUGUAAUUAUAAUCAGAUAAGAUUGAAUAUGAGAUUAUAUCUUCCCCUACUUGUGAUAUGUUUGCAUCAAUAAAUAUAACAGAUAUGAGAAGAUUUCACUCAAUUAUAUCUUGUAUAUAAAAUUAUACAAAGUCAAUAUGCAACCAGCUAUUGGUUCAUUUUAAAGGGCCACAAGACAAAAAGGUCAGGAAGCGCUGGUUCAUUUUCAGCUCUUACUUUUUCAACACGAGCAGUGUUAUUUCAACAUGUGUCUGUUUGAGAGUGCAGUCAGACAAAAGCAUGAGGAAUGGAGUCGUUUUGAUUGACAGCUGUCAGUUUUAAGUGACGAGUGACAAAGUGAUGAUGUUUCUGUUCGCCUAUCGACAGCUUUUAGGCUGAGUGAUGCGCUGUUUUCAACACUGAUACACUUACAAACACGUACACACAAAAACACUGUUCUUUAAACACAAACAGACACACACACACACACACACAGAGAUACAUGCAUAACACCUACAAACACGAUGCUGUGGCGCAGUCAGACACUCAUCUCAUGGACUAAAUGAAAGAUGAGCUUUUAGGAAAAGAGGAACUGGUGGCGUUUCAAAAGGUGCUAAAAUUGUAUCUGAAAAUAAGAAAAAUAUAUUGUUAGGAGUAUAAAUCAAGUUUGUCUUUACAAUGACUGUAUUUAAGUUUGUCGUAGUAAUGAAAAGGCACUAUUAUUAUUUUACUCUUGUAUGAAUAUGAACUAAUUAAAAAGGCAUUUUAACUUUGUACUUGAACAAUGUAAGAAAUGAACCGUGAAUAAAAAAAGAACUGUUUCUUGUGAUUUAGCCUAAAGCCAGUGUUAUCUAACUGUAUGUUACAGCUAAG
Molecule: messenger RNA, 8201 nt
Organism: Scomber scombrus (Atlantic mackerel)
Lineage: Eukaryota; Metazoa; Chordata; Actinopteri; Scombriformes; Scombridae
Product: DNA (cytosine-5)-methyltransferase 3A-like
Exons: 23
Coding region: 335-2884 (849 amino acids)
Biological process (GO): negative regulation of DNA-templated transcription
Cellular component (GO): nucleus; cytoplasm
Molecular function (GO): methyltransferase activity; zinc ion binding
Source: RefSeq, a predicted model, not a curated record